Messenger RNA from Cyanistes caeruleus (blue tit), 3617 nucleotides. NCBI's taxonomy places the organism in Eukaryota, Metazoa, Chordata, Aves, Passeriformes, Paridae. The record is from RefSeq and is a predicted model, not a curated record.
CCGCUCCUUGGACCUCAUGGUGCCCCGGGGGGCUGCUCCAGCCGAGCCCCAGGUGCUCAGCCACAUCCACUACCACCACCACCAGCACCACCACUACAGGCGGGACGCCGAGUGUCCCCCUGGGCGAGCCGGCCAGGGGCCGGGGCCACGCAGAUCCCGCUACUCCGGGGCCAAGGUUGCUUUCCACGGUGGUCGUACACAAAAGAGGACUGAGAAAAGCCAUCACUCUCAGCAGCCUCUGGAAAGCGGUGCCGUGCUGCAGGAGGCAUCUCCAGCAGGACAGCCAGCCUGUCCCCAGGAAGGCUGGGACCCCCCUCACGCCCCCUCCACUUCUCCAAACAGGUUGGACGUCAGUGUAGAUGCCAACAGACAAUUGGGAGCAGCUGGCACACCCCCUGUCACGCUGGCCCCCAGACACAGCUUACAGAGCAGGCAUCACCGAAGGAAAAGAAAGUGUCCCCUGGUGCCCGACCCUGCUCUCCUGCCCAAGGACUCAGCCAAGCCCAGAGCCUGCGACACUCACCUCCCUCCCGGCCAUCCCUACCGCUGCUGUCCCGAAGCCCAGCCCCUGAUCCCAAGCGCUCCCAUGCCCGCCGGCUCCCGGCCGCUCUGGAAGUGUUUGGUGCCACAGCCCAGCUCCGAGCUGAGGAAGCAGGAGGAGGGGUUGUCAGGACAGGAGAAAAACCGCUCGGUUCCUGCAGAUUUCUCAGGGAUGGGCACCUCCAGACACGGUCUGAGUGUCCACCUUCACUGCCCAUCUCAGAAGGGUGGUCAGGGAUCUGAAGAGGAGGUUCAGGAUGUCCAUGAACACUCAGUUUAAUAAAACACUGGCCUGUUUGCUCGCUGGGAGCUGGAGUGGACACAGAUGUUGAUGGAGCUGCUCACAUCUGGCUCUGCCUAGCCUGCUCUGCUGAGACACGGACUGCCAAGAGCAACGGGCCGCUCGUGGUCUCCUGACACGUCCCCACACCCUGAUGGUCACAAUUAGAGCCCUGCUCUCCAGGCCCCAUCUCCUCUGAAGGCACAGGCAGCCCCUCAUCAUCCCAUGGCGUCGCUCCAGGCCGGGCAGGGCUCCCAGGGAGAGCUCACCGAGUGAGUGCAAGCUGCUAUUUUGGUGUGUUUAUGCCACAGAAGGUUUUGCUAAACACUGCAAAAAUAAACAAGCCUUCGAGACCAAAAGCUGCAGAAAUUACUUUCUGUGGCCUGGUAGCUCCUGACUUCAUUUCCUCACUUAGGUCAAAAGCCAGAUUUCUUCAAUUAACUUUUCCAUGCUUAUUUCAGACACAGGAACAAGCUAUUCUCCAUCUCACCGUUCACAGGGCUGCCCUGCAAGGUGCUGCUUCUGACUUCAGUGAAAAACCAAGAGCUCUCACCACUUUUGGUCACCCCAAAGUCCCUCAGCUGAUGCCAUCUCAGCCACUGGCUGUGUUUGCCAGCAACAGGAGAGGGGAAGACGCAGGGAAGUCAGCAUUUCUGGGAAUGAGCUGGGUCAGACUCUUUCCAUUGCAAAGAAUCCACCCUCUCAUCUGGCAAUGUGAACAAGUUUCUCACUCACCCUCUAACUCCUCCACCUACCCUCAAAUAGCUCUCAUGGCCAGCCCUGCUAAGAGCAUAUUUCAAACACAUCUCAGAUGUCCCUGUAACAGGAGUCAUGGAAAAUCCUGGAGUUCACAUGGCUCCUGCUUCUCUUUCCUCUCAUUGCCCCAAGACGCAGCAAAAAUUCCCAGCAAAAGCCUCCAUAACAAACGCAGAACAGAGCCUUCUCCAUCAGCCAGACUUACCUUCAUAUUCUGAGACGCCUGAAAUCCUUCAAAAGGAUUUUUCUAUCUUUUCCAACAUUCUGAUGAUUCAGGGAGAAAACUUGAGAAAUCAUCAAGCUCUGGUUUAUUACUUUUCUCCUCCCCCCACCAUUUAUGAGUAUUUUGGGUUUUUCUGAAUGUCACUAGUUCUUAUUUCCUGCAUCUCAUAAUUUGCAGACAUUCAAGCAAAAUAAAAGCUGCCAAAUUCAAAACAAAUAGAACCUAUGCAGCUUUCAAACAGCAGAAAAUUCCUGUCAAUUCCAUUGCCCUAAAUGAUCAGUCAGGCCAGAGAAUCAGCCAGAUUCAGCACAUUUCUGUGGCACCAACUGCUUCCAAGCACAAGGAGGCUUUGGUGAGGUUACAGCACUGGAGCUGAAGCUAACUCCAACAAUGUGAAACUUGAUUUAGGGACAGACUUUCCCAUCUGCUCAGUAAAGUUUCCUGUGUCUUCCUUUGAAGCAGCUGCUUCUCAAGAGACCACAGUGGUGAUGCAGUCCCAGUUCAGCAUAGUCCUCUGUCUUCCUUUGUUGGUGGGAAAGCUUUUUACAGGGUUUGCUGCCCUUAAUCCUCGAAAAAGGCAUCUUUGCUAAUGCUGCUAAUCAAUCCCUGAUAGUCAAGUGAUCAAUCAAUAGCACUGUUUUAAAGCCAACACUGGUCCCUUGUGCUCAUUCCUUGUCUCCUGUGACCAGGCCCCUGUGGGACCUUUCAGUCUAGGGAAGAGCUGAAUUUAUCAAAGAACCCAGCAGAGUUAGAUUUAGACCUUGCCAGGCUCUUGCUUGUCCUACAGUGCAAGCAGAAGACACAAGCUCAGAAGUUUUCUCCUGUGCAGGGAAGUCAGUCUUAAACUAGAGGAAAAAGCCAGGAGUGGGUCUGGCUUCACCCCGUUCAGCUUUUCGUGCUCCUGGUCCUUGUCUGAACCAGCUCCCUGGGUCCUUCACCAUCCUGGAGGGCUCAGAGGCUUAACAGAGGGGACGGUCAUGAAGUCAGGGUGCUCCUACUGCUUUUUUUAGGAUUCAGGAAGGCAGAGAGCCUCUAGGGAUGCAUUUCACUGCUCAAAUGAACAAGUGCAACUCUGAAGUCUUUUCUUUCCCUCCUUAUCCCUAACAAAAGAGGAGAUUCCUGAAUUUGUGAGCCACAAGCUUCUUUGGGAAAGCGGUCAGCAAAACAAACUCAUGCACCCUCUCCACUCCCAUCUGCAGUGUCACCAGGCUGCCAGGGCAGCACCUGCUUCCAAGUGUGUCCCUUUCCUGACCUCAGGCUGCUGCUCCUGUUCACGUGGAAAAUGCUGGAGUGCAGCUCUGCCUCAGUGGAGGCUCAGGGGAGGAGAGGGAGGAACUCUCUGGGAACUUGGGUUUGAAAGGAUCCUCUUCAGUAGAUCGAUGGCUGUCCUUGGCUGCCUGGAAAGGAAUCAGCAUCAGAAAAUAGGGAAUGGUUCCUCACAGUUCUUUACCUCUGGCUUCGGAGUGAUGCUUUUUGAGUGUUCAGUGCCUGUGGGCUCCACCAUGGAAUUUCUCCAGCAUCCCUGCAGUGAGACAGAGCUCAUUUUCCUUCUUUGCAUCCAAAGUCACAGCUGAAAACUGAUGCAGGCCAGAGCUUCCCAAGCUCCCUCUAUCCAAAGUGAAGGUCCAGCCCUUCCCAGGAGCUCCCACCACCUGAACUGGGCAUAUGGUCAGGCUGGCUGGAUGUCUCCCUUCCUGCACAAAUCCCUCAGAUCCUUUGGAAAUGUGAAUAUCUCUUCAUUUUGUUGUUGCUUUUUGUUUCCUUUGGUUUUCUUGCUGAGUCUGGCCUGGCUCUCAGGGCUUGGGAAGAAAUUAAGAC